Messenger RNA from Camelina sativa (false flax), 390 nucleotides. The record is from RefSeq and is a predicted model, not a curated record. Lineage: Eukaryota; Viridiplantae; Streptophyta; Magnoliopsida; Brassicales; Brassicaceae.
AUGCCAAUAAGUUAUACUCAGAGCUCUUCAUCUCAACCAAGCAUUGAAAGUGGGGGCGCAAGAGCAUACGGUGAUUUUGGUGUUCCUAAUAAGUGCUGGUGUGGUGAACGCAUGAAACUGGAAGUUUUAGACUGGGGCCAAAAUCAAGAGGACGGUAAGGAACACCGAAGUAAGUGGUGGGAUGAUGCAGUUGAUGAGGAGCUAGAACACCUAGAUAUCAAAAUUUGUAGGCAGACAGAGUCUAUUCAUCAGGCUUACCAAAAUCCUAUGUUGGAGUCAAUUAGGGAGACUAUGCGUAUAAUGCGUGACGAAAAUGAGGAACUGAACGCGCGUUUAACUCACGCCGAUUGCGAGAUUGGUAGGCUGAGGGAGCUACUUAGGAAGUGGUAG